UAUAAAGACAUUUCUUUCUUUUUCUCUCAGCAGAUUUUGGCUGGGUCGCUGAUUUCUCCUCCCUCUCUAUCUCCCCGGCUCAGUCGCCGGUGGACCCGGGUUCAAGCAUGUGGGAGCGCUCCGGGCAGCCAAAAGGGAGCGAUGGAGAGAGUUGGGUUAACUUCUCAAACAGGUGUCCCACAAUCCCACGCAGUUCCCAGGAAGUCUCCAUGGAAACAAGCCCCUCCCCUCAGACAGCCGUGACAUCACAGCAGUCUUCUAAGCAAACCACUGAUGUCCUUGUCGCAGCUCCUCCCAGCUCUCUGUCGCCCCCUGCCUCUGUGGAGGCCAAACGCACCCCCUCGCAAACAGAAUCUAAUCCUCCUACAGCUCCCCCUGCAGUCGAGGAGGGUAAAUGCACCGCUGAUAUAGAAUCUAAUUCCUCUUCAGCGCCCCCUGCAGUCAAGGAGGGUAAAUGCACCACUGAUAUAGAAUCCAAUUCCUCUUCAGCGCCCCCUGCAGUCAAGGAGGGUAAAUGCACCGCUGAUAUAGAAUCCAAUUCCUCUUCAGCGCCCCCUGCAGUCAAGGAGGGUAAAUGCACUGCUGAUAUAGAAUCUAAUUCCUCUUCAGCGCCCCCUGCAGUCAAGGAGGGUAAAUGCACCACUGAUAUAGAAUCCAAUUCCUCUUCAGCGCCCCCUGCAGUCAAGGAGGGUAAAUGCACUGCUGAUAUAGAAUCCAAUUCCUCUUCAGCGCCCCCUGCAGUCAAGGAGGGUAAAUGCACCGCUGAUAUAGAAUCGAAUUCCUCGUCAGCGCCCCCUGCAGUCAAGGAGGGUAAAUGCACUGCUGAUAUAGAAUCCAAUUCCUCUUCAGCGCCCCCUGCAGUCAAGGAGGGUAAAUGCACCGCUGAUAUAGAAUCGAAUUCCUCGUCAGCGCCCCCUGCAGUCAAGGAGGGUAAAUGCACCUCUGAUAUAGAAUCCAAUUCCUCGUCAGCGCCCCCUGCAGUCAAGGAGGGUAAAUGCACCUCUGAUAUAGAAUCCAAUUCCUCGUCAGCGCCCCCUGCAGUCAAGGAGGGUAAAUGCACCUCUGAUAUAGAAUCCAAUUCCUCUUCAGCGCCCCCUGCAGUCAAGGAGGGUAAAUGCACCGCUGAUAUAGAAUCGAAUUCCUCGUCAGCGCCCCCUGCAGUCAAGGAGGGUAAAUGCACCACUGAUAUAGAAUCGAAUUUCUCUUCAGCGCCCCCUGCAGUCAAGGAGGGUAUAUGCACCACUGAUAUAGAAUUUAAUUCCUCUUCAGCGCCCCCUGCAGUCAAGGAGGGUAAAUGCAAUGCUGAUGUAGAAUCAAAUUCCUCUUCAGCGCCCCCUGCAGUCAGGGAGGGUAAAUGCACCACUGAUAUAGAAUUGAAUUCCUCUUCAGCACCCCCUGCAGUCAAGGAGGGUAAAUGCACCACUGAUAUAGAAUUGAAUUCCUCUUCAGCACCCCCUGUGGCCAAGGAGGGUAAAUGCAGCCCUGCGAAACCAGAAUCGAAUACUGAAAAAGUGGUUAAAUUAAACCCAGGUAAUGUAGAAGCCUGUACAGCGCCCCCUACUGCCAAGGAGGUCAAACGCAGCCCCGAAACGAACAGAGAGACGCAGUCUGGCUCCCCUGCUGGCGAGGAGGGCGACCGCGACUCUGACAAAGCCGGGCGGAGCGGAGGGAGUUCGGGGGCCAAUCGGAGCCCCAAGAAAACGAAAAACCCGCCCACAGCGCCCCCCGCCUCCACAGAAGGGAAGUGCAGCAGCAGCAGCGGACCAGGGAGAGCGACCCCUGGUGGGGAGAGGGAGAGGGAGGAGGGGGCCGCUCUGCCCAAUGGGGAGAGAGAGGGGGGUUCCUCUCCGAGUCUUCCCAGCAUGCAGCGCUGCAGCAGCGAUACAGGAUCUUCAGCAGCUACCUCAGAUUCUCAGUCUGUCACUCAAACCGUUCAGGACCGCCCCCCGGCUGACAUCACAGAGAAAGCCACGCCCACUGAGGAGAAACCACCGUCGCACAGAUGAGCAUUGAAGUUAUCAACAGCAGAAUUCAAGAUCUCUCUCUCUCUCUUUCUCUCCCUCCCUCCCCCUCCUUCUCUCAAUCUACGAGUCACGAAGCAGGAAGAAGGGAACGAAAAACACAGGGAGGAAGACGAAGAAAAAGAGGAAGUAGAGAGAGAGAGAGGAAAACUGUGAAAAUAUGAAAUAUGUAAUAAAGCACUUGUCCUGAAAUCAGAGUUUAAGAAAAAAAAACAACAAACUUAUUUUUCUGUCUCCUUUUUGAUUCUUGUUUCCUUUUUAUUCUGUUCAAAAUAUUAAACAUUUCAAAGAUG
Molecule: messenger RNA, 2314 nt
Organism: Acipenser ruthenus (sterlet)
Lineage: Eukaryota; Metazoa; Chordata; Actinopteri; Acipenseriformes; Acipenseridae
Product: mucin-1-like
Exons: 5
Coding region: 108-2006 (632 amino acids)
Source: RefSeq, a predicted model, not a curated record